AUGAUGCACGCCAGCAUUGGCACAACAUGCGGCUUCCUGUUGGCGAUGUCCUCGGGCGCUCGGGGGCAAUCAGAUUGGUCCCUCGUUGCGCCCAGGUCAAACACGUUGCCGAAGGGGGAGCCGCCUGCUUCUUUCGACCGCAGAGAGAACAUCAUCUCGCCCUUGGGCGUGUCGAGCAGCCUUGACGCUCGGCCGGCUUUGUUGCACACCAACAAGUUCUACGCAAACCUUUUGCUUGACAGCUCGUCACGAGCGGCGUGGGCACUGCCGUACAUAUUGACCAUUAAUGAAGAGUACCCCUUUGGGCUGUACGUGAGUUAUCCGAGGUUCUUCGAAGGGGAAAGGCAAGAUGAUCGGCUUAAGUGGUACGCAACCACAACGGGCAAGGAUAUCAUCUUGAGUGCCCAGGAGCUGCGCACGAACCAAGAAGCGGAAUUGACGGACUUCGAUGACGAAGGGUUCUCCGCUACGGUCAAAUUUUCCUCCCAAGACACAGCGGGCGGAAGUAUGACCACGUACAUCGUUCGCGGAAUGGCUUACGCGACGGUCCUGUAUGAAGACUUUACCCCAGAGAUGGCGACGCAACAUGCCAUCCUCCGAGUCAACGGCAACGCUGCUGCGGGGGGCGUGCAUACUAACAGCCGUGGGCGUUUCAUGUUGGAGCUCAACGAUGGCAGCACGUGGAUUGUCUACUCCAGCAACAGGGAGCUGGAGCUCUCUUAUGUUCCUGCUACGUCCGACACGCCCAGCUCGCUGAGAGCGAAGUCCCCGAUGACCGGGACGCUGAGAGCUACGCGCGUUCCGUACGAAAGUGACAGCGCCGAGUACGAUGAAGCCAUGGGCGCGCUGGACGAGCACGCUGGCUGCUAUCCGAUCAAGGGCGAACUCCAAGCGUGGAUGGACACCAAGUCCACGAACAGGGGAAGAUACAAGAUAAGUUGGACCACGGGGGGCGACGACUCCGGGCUCCUGCACUUUGCGCUCCCUCACCACCAGGGAAUGCUCGAAACGAGUAAAGUUGCGAGAACUGGGCUCUACGUCAGCAGUCCUACUAAAGGGAACAUGGAGCUUGUAAUCGGGAAGAUAUGGGAGGUCAACGAGAACGAUCUUCCUGAUUUUGAAUGGGUCCCGAGCAAGUCUAGGAUCACCAGCAACGUGGAAAGGGAGUGGAUCGAGUACUACCUCGAGGAAGAGAUAUCCGUGCCUUUGGACAAUGUGGCCGGGUCGAGCGUGUACUUCGGCGGGAAGAACUUGAUGGCCUACGCGCAGUUGUGCCUCGUCGCCGACGAGAUAGGAAGGGAUGAUCUAGUGGGGCCUUGCGUGGACCAGGUGGAGGCGGGAUUCGACAUGUACCUGAUGCACUCCAACGGCAACCCCCUGGUCUACGAUAAGAUUUGGGGUGGCGUCAUCGGAGGGCUUGGGCUGGAAGAGGACAGCAGGGCCGCUGACUUCUACGCGUCGUACUACAACGAUCACCACUUUCACUACUCGUAUGUCAUCAACGCUGCGGCAGUUUUAGCCCAUCUCCGACCGUCGUGGGCCACUAGCGACAACGUUGCAUGGGUCAACACACUCAUCCGGGAUGUGAACGACCCAAACAAGUACGACGCGUUCUUCCCGCAGUUCCGUUCGUUUGACUGGUUCAGCGGCCAUAGCUGGGCUAGGGGGCUCUUGUUCGCCUUCGACGGGAAGGACCAGGAAUCAACUUCGGAGGACGUUAACUUCUUCUACGCCAUGACCAUGUGGGCCAUCGCAACGGGCAACACAGCGCUGGAGGGGCUGGGCCGGCUGCAGACGGGCGUAGUAAAACGAUCGAUUAACGAGUACUUCCUCCUGAAGGACAGCAACACCAACCACCCUGCGGACUUCGUCAAGAACAAGGUGACGGGGAUAUUUUUCGAGAGCAAGGUGGACUACACUACCUGGUUCGGGGCGAACGUGGAGUACAUUCAUGGAAUUCAGAACAUCCCUGUUACGCCGAUCACUGAGUACGUUCGCGAUCCCCAGUUUGUCAGCGAGGAAUGGAACCAGCGGCUGCAAUCGGUUGUGGGGGGCGCAGAAGGCUCAUGGAACACCGUGCUGUACAUGAGCUACGCGACGAUAGAGAAGCACUUGGCCUUCAAGGAGAUGAUCACGAGCGGCGUGGACGAUGGCCUCCAACGGGCCUGGGCUCUUUACUGGGCUGCGACGCGGCCCGACUGUGCCACUUUCUGCGCGCACAGUGACGCGAACCUUGAUCGAGCUCCGGAACCAACGCCGACGCUUCUUCCGGCGGUUCCUACCCCAACGCCCACCCCAGUGAUGCCAGUCCCAACAGCAACCGCCGGAGCCUUCACGUGCGACGGGGUCGAAAGAAACAAUUUUUGCUGCUCUUCGGGGUGCCGGCAAUGCGGAGGUUCGAAUUGCAGCAAGCAAGAGCAAAUCGGGCUCACCGGCGAAGACUGCUGCCAAAACCGGAUCACCGCCUCUGGUCGUCUCUGCUCGGUCACACAGGAAGCCCCAUGCUACAUGGACGCCCCUUCGUCUUCUGCGUGGGUGGCACCGGCAUCUAGCGCGUACGGGGGUAUCCCCGCCGUCAUCCCCGGGAUGGUCCAGGCGGAGAAGUUCGACCACGGUGGAGAGGGGGUGUCCUAUUCGGACACCACUCCAGGCAACAGCGGAGGGGUUUUCCGACCGAACGAAGAUGUUGACAUCUCCGGCGGUCACGAUGACUACCACGUUGCGUGGAUCAGGGCGACCGAGUUCCUGCGAUACACGGUGAACGUCGAGAAAGCCGCCUCGGCGUUCGACUUCACCUUUCAGGUGGCGACUAUCCCCUCGUAUCACGACUCUGGAUCCUUCCGCGUAGUCACUGGUGGUACCGGGUGCGAUGACUACACGACCGAUCUCAGCGGCCUCGUAGUGGUGCCGUCCACCGGAGGAUGGGGGACCUUUGCGUCGUUGCCUGUGCGUACCGAUUGGAAGAAGGUGUUGACAUCUCAGCGAUGGGGAGCCAACAUGCUUACAACAUCGGGUGGACAAGACCCGGCGAAUUCUUGCGCUACACAGUCACCGUCGAGCAAGCUGGCGGCACGGGGUGCGACGACUUCACAACCGACCUUAGCGGGCUCGUGA
Messenger RNA from Ectocarpus siliculosus, 3114 nucleotides. NCBI's taxonomy places the organism in Eukaryota, Phaeophyceae, Ectocarpales, Ectocarpaceae. The record is from the annotation of a GenBank genome assembly.